Molecule: messenger RNA, 1402 nt
Organism: Carassius carassius (crucian carp)
Lineage: Eukaryota; Metazoa; Chordata; Actinopteri; Cypriniformes; Cyprinidae
Product: coiled-coil domain-containing protein 74B-like
Exons: 7
Coding region: 767-1402 (211 amino acids)
Source: RefSeq, a predicted model, not a curated record
GUAGUGAUGCAUCAUCCGCGCGAGUAGAAGCAUGUGACGUCAUCAAUGUGGGAAACGAGGGAAGAUACAUGAAUGCGCGCGUCGCUUCACUCGCUGCAGAGGAAUAUUGACUUCUUACAAAAGCAGCAUAGAGUAACUGGAGAAAUUACACGGGCAAAUAGAUAGUUUAAAACGGGAAAAUAAAGGUACAUUUAUGUUACAUUUCCUUCUACAUGUUACAGAAAUAAUGUUUGUGCCUUUUAAUGAACGACACUAAUGGGAUAAUUCGUGUGCUUCUAUUAUAUAUAAACUAGUGUGCAACUAUUAUAUAUUUUCUUGUAUUUUAUAGAUAGUAUUUUUCCAUGCACAACAAACUUUAUCAUUCUUUUUGCAUUUUAUUGAAAAUGUGAUAAGAUUAAUAAUACUUCCUGUUUUGCUGGAAGUUAGGGAAAUAGUUCAGCCCAUUUAGUUAUCAUUUACUCACAGUCAUGUUGUUAAAACCUGUAGGCGGAAUGACUUUCACUGUAAGGGAAGUUGCAAUGAAAGUGAAUGGAGACUGAGGCUGUAAUGAUCUCUUUUCUUUUCUUUUUCUGCGAAAGGAAGUCGUGCAGGUCUUGGAACAACACGAGGGUAAGUAAAUGAUGACAGAACGUGUAUUUUCAGGUUUAUUGAGCACGGGUGUAUCAGAGCUGAUACUGUAGUGCAGGUUGCCUGGUGACGUCGAGUUGCUGAAUGAGGAACAUGAAAGAAUGGCGUUUGAAACCUCUAGUUGCAGUAUAAGCUGAUAAUGGACCUUCCAAAGUCGAGUACUAAAGGAUCCAGCCGUAGAAUCUGUAAGCACCAUACAGAGAGCAACAAGUUCCAGAGAGACAAAAGGAACUAUUUGGAGGAAAUCUGCGCACCACAAGCCACAGAGAUUAGCAGUCAUUUACAAAGUAGAGAAACCAGAUCAAAUUCCUUCACAGCCAACAGAACGGAAGGUCCUUCAGAAGCUAAAGCAGCGUUCAUCACUUCUCUACAGCCUCUAAUGAUCCAGUGUAGUCCAACUCGGGCUCCUCGACCUCCCACUCUACAGGAAUGUGAAGUCAUCAUACGCCAGCUAUACAACGCUAACAGCCUGCAGUCCCAGGAGAUCCUACGUGUGAAAGCUGUUCUCAAAGACAUUGUAUUCAACAAGAAAAUAACAGCAGAAAAUUAUAUUUUGACAAAGGCUUAUCUUGCCGAUGGUAAAAGAGUUGAUGAAUCAGGCACAUUUCCUCAGCUUUCUCUCCAAACACUGCCUAAAGGACUACCUGUGUCUCAGACUAGUAAAGCAGAGAAAGUGAUCCUCCCUGCCCUCAAACAGACCCUCAAUAACAUAGCAGAUAGACACAGGAGGACUCGGGCUGUGCAGAGAAAUCGUCUACAGAGGACUAUGCACUGA